This is a messenger RNA of Equus caballus (horse), 4528 nucleotides long. It is a transcript of the gene CALHM1, whose product is annotated as calcium homeostasis modulator 1. Gene Ontology annotation, molecular function: monoatomic cation channel activity. NCBI's taxonomy places the organism in Eukaryota, Metazoa, Chordata, Mammalia, Perissodactyla, Equidae. Gene Ontology annotation, cellular component: plasma membrane. The record is from RefSeq and is a predicted model, not a curated record.
ACCACCACCACCACCACCACCAUCACCAUCACCAGCAUCAGCACCACCCCCACCACCAACAUUGCCAUCACCAUCACCACCGCCAGCAGCACCUUCACCUGCAUCAGUGCCAUCAGCACCUCUAUCACCUUUACCUCCAGCAGCAGCAUCCCCGCCUCCACCAUUAUCACCCCCAUUAUGGCCACUACGCUGCCAUCGCUUCAUCGUUAUACCAUCUGAACUGAUAGAGGAGACCUCUUCGACACUGAUACAACAUGGAGGAAAGACUCGAUGGGAAGGGCAGAAGGAAGACGACAUGCUUCCUAGGAGCCCAGGGGACAAGGCCCAGAAGCACAGCCCUCUGCAGCAGGCCUGGAUUCUCCCAAACACCCACCCUACUGGAGACAGUGUCUCACAGCUGUGUCUCAGCUUCCUUGCCCUCUCUUUCCCAUCCCCCCGCCCCCCUCCCACGCCCACAGAGAACUGGUCCCCACCAGGUGCAGCCUUCGUGGUUUCCCAGCACCAGAGACGGCUGUGGAGAGAAACCCAGGAGAGGUGAGGAGGGGAGGGGCAGAACCCUGGCUGCACCCAUGGGAUUGGCCAACCUGCGCCCUCUCUGCCAGCACCUGACUAGAAGGUUUCUCAAAGAGACAGUGACCUUAGCCACCACCCUGAGCUCUGCCCAUCUCAGCCAUGAGGUGGGCACCCCGCAUGCAGAGUGGGCCACAGGGGCCAUCCUUGAGGCAGUGGUGAGGUGGGAGGAGGCCACCGGGCCCCGAGGGGGCCACAAUGGACAAGUUCCGGAUGAUCUUCCAGUUCCUGCAGUCCAACCAAGAGUCCUUCAUGAAUGGCAUCUGCGGCAUCAUGGCGCUGGCCAGCGCCCAGAUGUACUCUGCCUUCGACUUCAACUGCCCCUGCCUGCCGGGCUACAACGCUGCCUACAGUGCUGGCAUCCUGCUGGCACCACCCCUCGUGCUCUUUCUGCUCGGUCUGGUCAUGAACAACAACGUGUCCAUGCUGGCAGAGGAGUGGAAGCGGCCGCCGGGCCGCCGGGCCAAGGACCCUGCCGUGUUGCGCUAUAUGUUCUGUUCCAUGGCCCAGCGAGCCCUCAUUGCACCCGUCAUCUGGGUGGCUGUCACCUUGCUCGAUGGCAAGUGCUUCCUCUGCGCCUUCUGCACUGCCGUGCCAGUGACUGUGCUGGGCAAUGGCAGCCUGGCACCCGGCCUGCCUCCACCCGAGCUCGCCCGCCUGCUGGCCCGGGUGCCCUGCCCCGAGAUCUACGACGGCGACUGGCUGCUGGCCCGUGAGGUGGCCGUGCGCUACCUGCGCUGCAUCUCCCAGGCCCUUGGCUGGUCCUUCGUGCUGCUGACCACACUGCUGGCAUUCAUCGUGCGCUCUGUGCGGCCCUGCUUCACGCAGGCUGCCUUCCUCAAAAGCAAGUACUGGUCCCACUAUAUUGACAUCGAGCGCAAGCUCUUUGAUGAGACAUGUACGGAGCAUGCCAGGGCCUUCGCCAAGGUCUGUAUCCAGCAGUUCUUCGAGGCCAUGAACCAUGACCUGGAGCUGGGUCACGCCCACGGGGCCCUGGCCGCAACCCCUGCUAGCUCUGCUGUCCCGGCUACCACCAAAGGUGCUGAGGAGGAGAAGGAGAAGCUGCGCGGCAUCACCGAUCAAGGCACUAUGAACAGGCUGCUCACGAGCUGGCACAAGUGCAAGCCGCCCCUGCGGCUGGGCCAGGAGAAGCCGCUGAUGGGCAACGGCUGGGCUGCGGGAGGGCCCCGGCUUCCACGUAAGGAGGUGGCCACCUACGUCAGCAAAGUGUGAGCCGUGGCCAGGUGAAGAGGCAGGAAUGGGGCUGUGCGCCCGCAACCCCUCAGACCCCCAGACCAGCUGGAACAAUGAAGGCUGCAGGUGUUGGGCGGUAGGCCCCUGCAUGAGCAGACCCACAUGCCCAUGUAUUCACCUGCCCAUUGAGGCAGGAAAUUUGCCUCCAGCUGCCCUGGAUGGCCCUGGGGCAGCGGGGCCAUGAGCAGUAUUUGUCAGAGGGUUCAGACCUGGCUUGGAGGGGACAAGCUCCCAUCUGCCCAGCCCCUCCCAGCCACUUCACCCCUGCCCUGGCGUCCACUCUCGUCUGGGACUUUUUAGUACCUCUAAAAGGCCCAGAGAUUGGGUGGGGGAGGUGCAUCCAGCCGUCUCAUGAAGCAAGAAUCCUCUAAUUUUGGCCAGUCUCCUGAGAGAGGCUGAGUGGGCUAAGGUGGGCCAUAAGGACGUGACACCCAGCUUCACCUGGUGUGACACGCCUGGGUUGACAGGUGACGAGACAAGAUGGCAGAAGUUAGGUCCAUUCGGGAGAAGCCAGGUGUGUGGUCACCAUGGAGGUCACUCAACAGUUGUCAAAGUGGACCUCACAUUUAUUUAGCACCAAACACAAAAGGCCUCCUGUGCCAGUCUGUUUGGACUGCUGCCACAAAAUGCCACAGACUCGGUAGGUUAUAAGCAACGAAAACUCGUUUCUCACAAUUGUGGAGGCUGGGAGUCCAGGAUCAGGGAGCUGGCCUGUUGAGUUCUGGCGGAGGCCUUCUUCCUGCUCCACAGCCAGGUCCUCUCACUGCGUCCUCACACAGCAGACAGACAGGGCUAGGGAUCUGAGAGAGACGGGGCUAGGGAUCUCUCUGCAGCCUCUUUAAUAAGGUGCUAAUCUCAUUCAUGAGGGCUCUGCCCUCACAACUAAGCACCUCUCAAAGGCCCCGCCUCCUAAUAUCAGCACAUUUAGGGGUUAGGAUUUCAACCUGUGAAUUUGGAGCCGACUCAUUCACACCACAGCACGUGUCACGGAAGGACGCUGGAGACCACCCUAACACUCCCCUUACAUCCGGGUCUCAGGGGAAAAUCAGACCACCCUCAGGGCUCGAGCAGUUAGAAACAGAUUCAUUUUCUCAAACACCCCACCCCCUGGGGAGGGAGCUCCAAGUCUAAGAGGCUCUGCCCUGAGGUGGAGAUGACGGUGGAGGGUGUGAGAGGAGGUAACUAGAGCGGAAACAGCUCAAGACUCCAGAGACAGAACUGGGUCAAAUGCUGGCUCUACCACUUUCCAAACUGUGUCCCUUGGGCCAGUUGCUUCAUUUCCUGUGCCUCAGUUUCCUCAUCUCUACAGUGGGGAUGUGGACACCUACCUCGUGGGGUUGUGAGCAUCAAAUGAGUGAAGCAGAUAAGCCCACGGCACGUGGUGGGCACUGAGCACAUGGUGCUAAUGUGUGUGUUGAUUUCUAAACUGAGGGCUUAGCCCCUGCUCCUGGACAUAGAGGAGGUGGUCAUCAGGAAAUGGAGCUAUCUUUGUUGAGGAGGAGGAAGCAGGGCCAAGAAUAUAGGCUUCUUGCCCCCUCAAAUAUCUCUGAGAUGUAAGUCCCACUCAUCUAAGAACUCAUUUUGAUCUUGAUCCUUACAACAUUGUUUUAAUAAUUCCCACUCUUCUUUAUGCAUCCUUCCCUCUAUUCCCAAUUCUGAGACCUGGUCCCCCUCCCGUUAAUGAUUUGGGAAGAGGGCGAGCCCUGUAGGCCAAGGUGGGCUGGAGGAGCCUCCAGGAGACGGGACUCGAUCUAUGCCCUGAAUCAGGGGGAAGAUUCAGAUUAGUGCGGGCCAGGUAUAUAUUGGUGGUCGGGGCUUCCGGUGGGAAGAAAGCCCAGAGGUAUCGGGAGGCACACGUGUGGAGGAAAGAGCAAAGCUUUGGGUCAGGCAGACCUGAGUUCAAAGACUAGAGCCGAAGGACCUAUGGCAAGUCACCAAAUCCCUCUGAGCCUCAGAGUGUCUGUCUAUAAAAUGAAUGUUAAAAGACCUGCUUUUCGGGAUUAUGGUGAGGAUAGAGGAGGGGAACUUUUGAGGAAGAAUCUGGAACGGUGUUUGGCACAUUAGGUAGGAUAUGAAAAAUAAGCACUGGGCCUUUUCCUUCAUUCUGCACAUGGACAAGCCCAGCUCAGGGAGGCUCCCAUGUCACUCAGCAGUUCCACUGUCAUAGAACCACAAACAUCACAAAGCUGACAAGGGUCUGGGGGGGUGUCCCCCUUGAUCCUAAGGGUUAUUGAGCCUGUCCUUGCACAGGGCUCUCCCCUUCAGCAUUCUUGACCCAUGACUUUUCAGCCUCAGCUUGCACAGUCCCGCAGAUGGGGAGCUCAUGACCACAUUCUGGGACAGGCUGGGCAGCUCUCAUCAUUAUAAAGGGCUUCCUUCAGAGACCUGCCACCUUGUAAUUUCCACCCACCUGUCAGAGCUCUGCCCACAGGACCUCAGAGACUCCCUAGACCCCAGAAUUCACUCGUCAGCCCUCCGGAGAUUUGAAGCAGUACGUGGGGAGUUAGCUGACAUAUGGAGAAAAGAGCCAGCAGUGGGAGGGUUUGUCCAGUUAGUGGCAGGACGGCUCUGAGGGAGAAGGGCCUGAAUAGGGGAGGGGGGCUCCUGGCCUUGCGUCUCCUGCUAGGAGUCAGCAUCGUGACUCCUGCCCGUCUCCUGCCGGCAGCUUCCGUCCGGUGAGAAUCAAGCAGGGGUGCUGUUAAAA